AUGAUGAGAAAAUUAACUCGUUCAUCAAAUAUUAGUUACCUUUAAAAUGAAAUUUUGAAGUUAUAAAAUUAAAUACAUUAUAAUGCCCAAAAAGAAUUAUUUUUGCUAAUUAUGUAAAAUAUUACGAAAGCAGCCUUAAUUAUACUUAAUUUACGUACAUUGUGA
This is a messenger RNA of Paramecium sonneborni, 165 nucleotides long. The record is from the annotation of a GenBank genome assembly. NCBI's taxonomy places the organism in Eukaryota, Ciliophora, Oligohymenophorea, Peniculida, Parameciidae.